Pyrus x bretschneideri (Chinese white pear) is the source of this 1323-nucleotide messenger RNA. Its product is annotated as serine/threonine-protein kinase SAPK3. The coding region runs from base 120 to 1145 and encodes 341 amino acids. Gene Ontology annotation, molecular function: ATP binding; protein serine/threonine kinase activity. Lineage: Eukaryota; Viridiplantae; Streptophyta; Magnoliopsida; Rosales; Rosaceae. The record is from RefSeq and is a predicted model, not a curated record. The transcript is spliced from 9 exons. Gene Ontology annotation, biological process: protein phosphorylation; intracellular signal transduction.
CUUAUCUCCAACAGAUUUUUUCGUUUGGAUUUUUCCUUUUCGUUCUGAUAUAUUUGUCUCUCUAUUUUUUGCUCCUGGGGAUAUUUGGUGCUUGAAUUGUUGGAGGGUUUGGGAUUGGGAUGGAGGAGAGGUAUGAGGCAGUGAAGGAUCUUGGCUCUGGGAAUUUUGGAGUGGCAAGGCUGGUCAGAGAUAAGAAGACAAAGGAGCUUGUUGCUGUCAAAUACAUAGAGAGGGGAAAAAAGAUUGAUGAGAAUGUUCAGAGGGAAAUAAUAAAUCACAGAUCGUUGAGGCAUCCAAAUAUUGUCAGGUUCAAAGAGCUCUUGCUGACUCCAAGUCAUUUAGCAAUUGUCAUGGAAUAUGCAGCUGGCGGUGAACUUUUUGAGAGGAUAUGCACUGCUGGUAGAUUUAGCGAAGACGAGGCAAGGUUUUUCUUCCAACAGCUGAUAUCCGGAGUCAGUUAUUGUCAUGCCAUGGAAAUUUGUCACAGGGAUCUGAAACUGGAAAACACACUCUUGGAUGGCAGUGCUUCACCACGUCUUAAAAUAUGCGACUUUGGAUACUCCAAGUCUGCUAUACUGCACUCACAGCCAAAAUCAACUGUUGGAACGCCUGCAUACAUUGCUCCAGAGGUUCUGUCGCGGAAGGAAUACGAUGGAAAGAUUGCAGAUGUUUGGUCCUGUGGUGUGACGUUAUACGUGAUGUUGGUGGGAGAAUAUCCUUUUGAGGAUCCUGAAGAUCCUAGAAACUUUCGUAAGACCAUUGAGAGAAUUAUGAGUUCCCAGUACACCAUACCCGACUAUGUACGUGUUUCUGCAGACUGCAAGCACCUACUUUCUCGUAUUUUUGUUGCCAACCCUUCUAAGAGGAUCAGUCUUCCUGAGAUAAAAAAGCACCCUUGGUUUCUGAAAAAUCUGCCGAAAGAGCUAAUUGAGGUUGAGAGAACAAACUACGCGGUAGUGGAGCGUGACCAGCCUAAACAGAGCAUUGAAGAAAUAAAUAAGAUCAUAUGCGAGGCAAGGACACCAGGGGAAGGUGGAUCGAAAGCAGGCGGUCAAGCUGUUGCUGGGCCGUCUGACUCUGAUGAUCUAGAGACUGAUUUGGACGCCGAAGUCGAUGUCAGUGGUAGCUUUUCAGGCUAUCCGUGAGCAUGAUAUCGGAAGGAUUUGUUCUUUUUAGAGUUUGUUUACACACAUAAAAAAUACUUCCCUUGGACAUCUCACAUUUAUGGUGUUGAUCACAUUCAUGCUAUACACAUUUGUACAAAUAAUUUGAACAUAUUGAAGUGGGAUUGAGUUAUUUCCAUUGUAUGUAGAUUGUAUUUGG